Molecule: messenger RNA, 3390 nt
Organism: Kogia breviceps (pygmy sperm whale)
Lineage: Eukaryota; Metazoa; Chordata; Mammalia; Artiodactyla; Physeteridae
Source: RefSeq, a predicted model, not a curated record
UAUUUAUUUAAAAUUUCCUUUCAGAAUUUUGUAUAACUUGUUAACUGUUAUGUUCUUUGGCAUAGUUAUAGGGUAGGUAGUUUAUCUAAAGUCUUCACUUAAUCUCAUAAACUGCUUCUUGCCUAUAUUGACUUAAGCUGCCUUUUCUAUUUAAACAUAUGCUUUGCCCAUAGCAGUUUCAGUUUUGCUAGCUGACCUUACUUGAGUUAUUUGCCAUUUCAUUUUCUGCUCUCUUUCCCAUCCCUCAAUCACUGUCUUAUUUUAAGUUGUAUUUUUACCUCCUUCUGUUUGUUAGGCACAGUGUUAUGUGUUCAGGAUACUGCCUUUGGAGCAGGUGGGCUACCAUCUUCCAGAUCCUCAUAGGGGUGGAGCAAAUGGUAGAGGAAGGAGAAAGCCACGUUUGACUGCAGUAAUUCCUUGAAAUAUGCCAUAACCGCAACAUAGGAAAUGUGGACCUUAACAGCCUCAUCCCACCCUCUCAUUUUGUUGACUCAUUCAUUCAAAAAGUUUAUGGUAUGCCUGCCAUAUGCCAGGAUCUCUGCUAGACUCUGGGGACAUGAUGGAAUCAUCCAUCCUGCCUGUGCUACUGGAUGAAUGGAAAACUCUGAUUUAAACAAAGUACUAACAAGGAAUUGUCCUUGAUUUUUGUACUUAGUAGCAUUCCUCAAAAUUCUUUUUACAUCUUCUCUUACUGUAAAAACUGCAUUUAAGUUAGAAAAUGAAGCAAUUGAAAAGGAAAAGGAAAAGCAAUUUCAGUGUACAAGAAACUCAGACCCUUUUGAAAGAAAUUACAAAAAGGAAAGAAGUCAUUUUUUCCAAGCAGCUCAAUACAACAAUUAAUGUGAUGAAGCGAAUGGCUUGGGAGGAGAUUGCACAGUGUGUGAAUGCUGUAGGAGAAGGAGAACAGAGAACAGGGACGGAAGUGAAAAGGAGGUACCUUGACUGGCGAGCACUUAUGAAGAGAAAGAGGAUGAAGGCGAACAUUAAGCUGGUUGGUUCGGGGUUUCCCCUUCCCACAUCCGAUUUAGAUGACUCUCUCACUGAAGAGAUAGAUGAAAAGAUUGGAUUCCGAAAUGAUACAAAUUUUGAUUGGCAAAAUGUGGCAGAUUUCAGGGAUGCAGGUGGAUCCUUAACUGAGGUCAAAGUGGAAGAGGAAGAAAGAGAUCCCCAGAGUCCUGAAUUUGAGAUUGAAGAGGAAGAAGAAAUGUUGUCAUCAGUCAUACCAGAUUCCAGGAGGGAAAGUGAACUUCCUGAUUUCCCCCACAUUGAUGAGUUUUUUACUCUGAAUUCAACACCAUCUAGGUCUGCAUAUGAUGAACCCCAUUUGCUUGUAAACAUAGAGAAACAGAAACUAGAAUUGGAAAAACGACGGCUCGAUAUUGAGGCUGAAAGACUGCAGGUAGAGAAGGAACGCCUGCAGAUUGAGAAAGAGAGGCUGCGACAGUUAGACAUGGAGCAUGAGCGGCUUCAGCUGGAGAAGGAGCGGCUGCAGAUUGAAAGAGAGAAGUUGAGGUUACAGAUAGUCACCUCAGAGAAACCAUCUUUGGAAAAUGAACUUGGUCAAGGAGAAAAGUCCAUAUAUCAACCACAGGAUAUAGAAACAGAGAAGUUAAAACUUGAGAGAGAACGCUUGCAACUGGAAAAAGAUAGGCUGCAGUUUUUAAAAUUUGAAUCCGAGAAGCUGCAGAUUGAAAAGGAGCGCUUACAAGUAGAGAAAGAGAGACUACGAAUGCAGAAGGAAGGACACUUGCAGUGAUUUAUCUAGGUCUCCAUUUAUCAAUUGUAAACCAUAGGCUUAGAUAAUAUAAAGACGGUUGCAGGAUUAGCUGUAUGUUUUUUUCCUGUUUAAUAUUAGUGUUUUCAAUAGGAAAAAGAUAGUUAUUUGUGGGUAAUUAUAUGCUUAAGUAGUAUAUUGUGUAAAAGCUAUGUGCCCUUGCAUAAACAGUAUAGCAAAAACUAUUGUGCUAUACUCUUUAAAUUAGUAAAAUUACAUAGAGUCUUGUCUAAUCUGUGCACUCAGAGUUUACAAUUAUGUCUGUAAAAUUCCACCUCAGUAGUUCUCAACUGGGGGUGACUUUUGCUCCCAAAAGACAUUUGGCAGUGUCUGGAGACAUUUUUGGUUGUCAAAACUGGGCAGUGGGGCACGUUGCUACUGGCAUGCAGUAGGGAGAGGCCAGGGAUGCCUACAUCCUGCAAUGCACAGGACAGCCCCCCACAAAAAAGAAUGAUCCAACCCAAAAUGUCAACAUUGCUGAGGUUGACAAUCCCUGUCCUAGCCUGACUGAGCACCUCUUCAGCUUUGUUUCAGUUUCAGAAUAUUAAAACCUCAGAUAUUUAUGUGGGAGUUACUUAAAUGGCCCAAAAUUUUAACCAUGAAACAUUACUGUGUAGUAUAUUGAAUAUAGAAAGUAAUGAAGAUUAUAGGUAUUUUAUUCAUAUGUUUCCAUCUGUAAAUAAUGUGAGAGUCAGAAAACAAUAUAGGGAACAUCAGAGAUUGUCUAAAGUGGGUCACUUUGAAAAGCAGUUCAUUCGUCUAGCUAUUGAUGCUUUAGAAACCACACACUUUAACCUUUAGUUAGUUACCCUUUCUUCUUUGACUCCAUUGUCUUAGUUUAGACAAAAAUUUUCAUUUCAACCAUGUACUGAAAUCUUAAUGUAAGUGGUUGAAGCUAGUAAAAAUGUUACCAAUUUUAAAAUGGUACCAGUAGUCAAUGAGCUUGAACUCAGUAAGUGGUAAUUUGAUUUUUAAAAUAGAUAAUAGCUAUUUGGAACUGGGAGUGGGGGUGGGGGGAGAAUGUCCUUGUAUCCAAUAGUAAUGAUGAUGGUGAUGAAAUAAUGAUAGUAGCUGUGUGUUUUGAAUUAGGGAAUCACUUACUGCACACUACCUGACCUAAUCUGUAGAAAACUGAGAGUAGUAUCUAUUAUUAUUCCUGAAUCUGAGGCUUGGAAGUCAUACAGUGUGAAAAUGGCUAAUUUCAUAUAUCAUGAUGUAUUUUGUCUUUGCCCCUCCCUGUGCAACAAAGUAUGUAUCUUUAGUCCUUUUGGUAUUUAUUCUGAGACCAAGGGCUUGCUUAAUUUGGUGAUUUGCCUUCAGUCCCCUGAAGGUACUUCCACAAUCCAGGUGAUUCUAAUGCACACGAAAGUUGAGAAUCACUGCACGAGAUCACUUUGUAUUUUCCCAUUUCCAGGGCUGAUAUGUAGCCUUAGUAUAUCUCUUCUAUUGACAGGUACUACCUUGAUUCUGCAUUUGGUCCUUGUUAAUUUAAGAAUGUCUUGAAACCAUAUGUGACAUUUGAGUAUAUACGGAAAAAAUAUACUUCUUCUUAGUUACCUUGACUUUGAAAUAGUAUUAUUUUUCUAUAACUGAAAUAAAUACUCUACCAUAGAAAU